CUUCGCGGUUUUUUUUAUACAUGUAUGUCGAUACACUAUUUCGUAAAGCUUGCAACUAUUGUGUGCAGUAGUAGCGAAAUGAGCACAAAGAAGUUCAAGCGAGUGAAACAAACUGAUUUAAUAGACUCCAGUGGCGACAAAGCUAACUUGAGUAAAAACAGUUGCGCUGAGAAGAGGAUAUUUCAGAAGCAUGAAAAUGAAAGGAAGGAAGAGACGCCGUCUGUAGAUGUUCGAUUCUCAAGAAGACUGAAAGAGAGAGCUGAAAGGAAACUUCACAUACCAUCAAGAGAUGAGAUAUUGAAAUCAUUGGUACCACAAGGAACACCAAGCAAAGGUUAUAAUCACCUGAGACCAAGAAAGUUAAUUAAUAAUUUCUUCAAAGUACAUAAUCAGUACAACUAUGACCCUGAUUACUCAAGUGAUGGAGAUGAUAAAGAUGAUUUUAUACAGUACACAGAUGAAGAGAGUAGCAGUGAAUCAACAGAUGCUGAUUCUUCAAAAAGCGCAGAUUCUGAAUCAGAGUGUGCUAAUGCAAAGAUUCUUUCUACAUGUAACAGGGGACGACAUGGGUGUGGGAACAGUAGAGAUAGGCAGAAAAUAAAAAGUAGAAACAAAAGAAAAAAAUCAUAUGCUGAAUCAUCUCAGAGAAAGCAAGCAACUAUCUUAUCAUCGGAUGAGGAAUGUACCAGUGAUGAAGUCGGGAGAUCAAAGGCUAUUCAGAAAAAUAAAGUUGGGCAAAAACGAAAGAAGUCGUUUGAUUGCUCUCCAUCCAGUGAUGAAAGUAAUGAGAAAGUGUUUGUGAGGAAAAGAAAAUCUUCAACAUCUCGCACUUCUGCUUUGGUGUCUUCAGAUGAAGAAAAAGAGGUUUUCACCGUGCGGAGGAAAUCUCAUCGUGUGAGAAACUCAGAUUGGCAAAAUAAACUUGCGGCAUAUAAAGCGCAAAGACAACUAAAAACUGCAAAUAAACAGCAUGUAUCUACUGAUAAUUCCUGA
Saccoglossus kowalevskii is the source of this 993-nucleotide messenger RNA. RefSeq lists its product as uncharacterized. The record is from RefSeq and is a predicted model, not a curated record. Lineage: Eukaryota; Metazoa; Hemichordata; Enteropneusta; Harrimaniidae.